Molecule: messenger RNA, 1487 nt
Organism: Monodelphis domestica (gray short-tailed opossum)
Lineage: Eukaryota; Metazoa; Chordata; Mammalia; Didelphimorphia; Didelphidae
Gene: CFAP97D1
Product: CFAP97 domain containing 1
Biological process (GO): sperm axoneme assembly
Source: RefSeq, a predicted model, not a curated record
GGGGAUCCCAUGCCGACACAAAUAUGCUGGGGGUUUUGCAGUCCUCUUUCUUAGUGACUUUCCUGUGCUUUCCACUGAUGUCACAACUGGUUGACUAUGACAGUCAUUAAUGGGUAAAGCUAAGUAGACCUCUGAGUUAAUAUAGGUGCCUCAUUUCUGAACUGAGAUUAGAAAGAGAAAAUGAACAACUCCCUAGAAUACUUAGCAUAUCCUGCAAUUGUUGCUAAUCACAGGCAAAGCACAACCUUUAAGAAGAAACUGGAUGUCGGCCACCACGUGUCUCACAAGAACAGAGUGGAAGUAGCUAAGCCUACAGUUGAUAACAAGCCUCCAGUGGCACAUACCCACCAUAUUUUAAAAUUAAGUAAAUUACAGGGUGAACAAAAGAGAAUUAAUAAAAUUGAAUAUGAAAACAAGCAACUAUGUCAAAAAAUUGCUGAUGCUCAACGUGGUCCCGCUAAGGUGGAUUGCUGGAACGAAUAUUUUUCCAAGAGCUUAAACAGAGAAACUCGCAACAGGGAACUAGUGAGAAUUACUGUGGAGAAUCAAGGAAUUCUUCGAAGACUUGGAGACCGUAAACCUCACUAUGACCGCAGGGCAUCUGAGAUAGACUGGCAGAAUUCCAGACGAUAUAUAAGAAAUACCACAAGAUAUCUUCUGUACAAGAAGGAUUAGAAAAAUCAGCAUGGGGAAAUAAAACCCAAAGGAGGCUUGGUGAUCUCAAGUCAACUUGGAAUAUCAUGGAACUCCUAAAUGGAUAAAUGACUGGAUCUUUGGAAGCUACAAUAAAACUUGCCACACGAAAUGAGUAAGUUACAUUAUAUUCCUCAUCUGAAUCUAGAGACAGAAAUGGAGCCUGCCGCCAGAAAAAAAAAGAUGCAAGCACAUUUUUUUAUUUUUUUUAAACAAAGGACAUUUCCACACUCAGACCUUAUCACCCUUUUUAGACAUAGACUAAAAACAAAAAGAAAAAGGUGAUCAUCAAGCUACAAGUUGAUUUCUCCGCCCAAAAUAAUCAUGUGACAAAACCAAGGUUAAAAAAACAACAACACGUGGAACCGAUGUCAUUUUUUUAUUCUGUCGAUAUACAAAAUUGGGAAAAGAACCUCUCGUUUAAAAUCCCAGUACACAGAACAAGGAGGUCCGCUCGCAUCUGCCCGCAGCAACAGUGAAAUACUCUACUAACUUUGACGAAAAUGUAUCACUGAGAAAUCAUUGUAUGUAUCAUUGUAAAAUUGAGGCCACAAUGCAUAGAUUUUCUUGCUGAUCCUACAGGUUGGCGCAAGUGACUUUUAGAGAGAAGAGAUGCUUUGACAUCCCCUUAUUUAUUUACAGGGUAUACAAAUGACUGUCUUUUGCAUGUUAUUGACUUUGUGAUGCAGAAAUAUUCUUCCUUGUUCAUUGGCUCAGAACUCUAUCUCUCGAGGAUGGGAGCUGUACUUAUUCCUAAAAAGAAUUCCAUAGUUAUUAAAGAUAUUUCUAUGAGA